AUGAAGACGAAUGAUAAGGAAAAUGGUGCAAAAUCUGACGUAGAUGUCAACAAAAUAGAAGAUGGCUUAAAAGGUUGGGAAUUUGAUGAUUACGAAGUGGAUGGAUUUUUCAAUGCCCUUUUAUUCACGAAUCCGUACCCAAAGUUCAAAUGGAGCAAGAAGACACAGGACGCAAUACUCGCGUCUUUCUUUUGGGGUUACAUGUUGCUGCAAAUCCCUGCCGGUCAGCUUGCGCACCGCUUCGGCUCACGCUACCUCUUGUCGGCGGCGCUUUUUACAAACUGCGUCAUUUCAUUCUCGCUGCCUUGGGCUGCGUAUUACGGUGGUUGGAUAUGCGUGCUUGUCUUCAGAAUGGGCCAAGGGUUAAGCCAGGCGUGUAUUAUUCCAGGCAUGCACACUUUUCUCGGUAAAUGGACACCCUUGAGCGAAAGAGGCCGGUUGAGUGCUUGGGCGUAUGGAGGGCAAGCGCUAGGCCCAGUCCUUGGUCUUCCUUUGACAGGCUUCAUUGCUUCAUCACCAAUAGGAUGGCCUGGAGUUUUUCGCUUUUAUGGCAUACUCGCCGGUCUCAUUGGCUGCCUGAUCUGGUGGAAGACAGUCGACUCACCGGCAAAACACCCAAAGAUAUCCACCAUCGAAAGGCAAUACAUAGAGAAUGACAUAGGUUCCACAGACGAUACCAAGAAACCAAGGCAAGUACCAUGGGUAAAGAUACUGACACAUAGAGGGAUGUACGCAAUAAUAAUAGCGCAUAUCGGCCAAUCGUGGGGUCAGUUAACCCUUUACUCGGAAGUUCCUGCAUUUAUGGAUAAAGUCAUGGGUGUUAACCUGAAAGCGAAUGGCUUGCUCACCGCUCUUCCAUUUCUGACGAUGUGGUUUACAAAUUUCUUCUUCAGCUGGGCCGCUGACAUGCUUAUCGUGAAAAAAAUUCUCAACGUCACCCAACGAGGAAACUGGCGCAUACCGUUGGUUGCAUUCCAGCGGCAAUUGGUUGCAACGCAUGUUUCAGUCUAUGUAAACCACAUUGAUAUAUCACCUAACUUUUCUGGUACAAUGAUGAGCAUCAGCAACUUCUCUUCAAAUCUGUUUGGCUCUCUCGCUCCAAUCGUCGCUGGAUUCAUUCUUACUGAUGUUACUAGUGAAUAUUUAUGGAGGAAGGUAUUCUUUGUUUCCGCUGGCUUCUAUUUCUUUACUAACAUUCUUUAUGUAAUACUCGGGACUGCAGAGAGGGCCGAAUGGAACGACUCCCAACAAGACGAAGACGUUCCGAGGGAUCCAGAAAGUAAACCUAUGAUCGAAAAAGACAAAAGC
Messenger RNA from Iphiclides podalirius (scarce swallowtail), 1308 nucleotides. The record is from the annotation of a GenBank genome assembly. Lineage: Eukaryota; Metazoa; Arthropoda; Insecta; Lepidoptera; Papilionidae.